This is a messenger RNA of Exserohilum turcica Et28A, 792 nucleotides long. RefSeq lists its product as uncharacterized. The record is from RefSeq and is a predicted model, not a curated record. The annotation marks the transcript as partial. Gene Ontology annotation, molecular function: protein phosphatase inhibitor activity. NCBI's taxonomy places the organism in Eukaryota, Fungi, Ascomycota, Dothideomycetes, Pleosporales, Pleosporaceae. Gene Ontology annotation, biological process: regulation of signal transduction. The transcript has 3 exons.
AGCUCCGCCCGCACAAUGACGGCGCACUCGCCCCAGCUGCACUCGCCCAGCGCGCAUCCCGAGCGGCCCAAGGGCAUCCUCAAAAACUCCUCGUCGUACCGCUCAAAUUCGCACACUUCGCCCACGCGCGAUCUGCCGCCUGCCACCAGCCCCAUCUCGGAGCGCCCCCAGCUGGGCCGUGAGCUGUCGGAAAAGGAAAUAGUCCUCGAGAACACGCUGCGCAAUGCGGGCGCCCACCGACGCUCCUCGUCCAACCCCCGCGGCGUGCCCUCGCGCCGUCAAUCGGGCGCAGACCCCGCCGACGACAUUAGCCCACAGCUCAAGUGGGACGAGGCCAACCUCUACCUCAACGAGCAGAACCGCGACAGCACCAUGAAGAUUGACGAGCCAAAGACCCCCUACGCCAAGCAAUACGACCCUGCCGAGGACGAGGAGGAGAUCGAGAUGCUCAAUCCCCAAGAGCUCAAGGUCGACGAGCUAGACCAAGCUAAGCGGAAGCCGAAAAUCGAUGACAUCCCCGAGUUCGACCUAGGCCAGCCCGAGCUGCAGACGCGCCACUCCCACACCCCCGAUAGCGAGAAACGAGUCAUUGUCGAGGAGGGCAUGGACACGGACGAGGGCUAUCACGGCGAGCUGCUCCCAAAUGCGACGCAAGAGGAAAAAGAUAAGCACCGCAAAUUCGAAGAGCUACGCAAGAAGCACUACGAGAUGAAAAACGUCAAAGAUCUCCUCGGUCACCCCGAGGAUGCAGACGAAGACGAGGAAAUGCCCACGCGACCCAAUGGUCCAUAG